Messenger RNA from Aaosphaeria arxii CBS 175.79, 459 nucleotides. RefSeq lists its product as uncharacterized. The coding region runs from base 1 to 459 and encodes 152 amino acids. The transcript has 2 exons. The record is from RefSeq and is a predicted model, not a curated record. Lineage: Eukaryota; Fungi; Ascomycota; Dothideomycetes; Pleosporales.
AUGUAUUACCAAGACUACCUCAAACGCAACCAAGCAUGCACGCAAGCAAGCAAUAAAGCAGGUAAGCAGGGUACAAUAGGUAGUGGUGCGCGGGAUACGGUCCAGGAUGGGAUGGAUCGAUACGCGUGCAUGUCAGAGAAAGGAAAGGAAAAGAAAGAAGAAAAAGCCAACAGCCAAAAACUCAAAGGUCGAUUGAUUGAAGACCCCUGUCAGCUGCAAGAGGCAGAGAUGGAGAAUGAGAGAAGCGCUUUGGCCCAAUUGCGCCAGAGAACGACGAUUAAUGGAAUGCGUGAGCUUGUUUCAGAGUCUCUGCCUAGCAUCCAUUCAACUGCAUGGGUCUAUGAUGAUGGAGGCACGGGUGGGCACUGGGAACAGCAACAAAUUCAACUCAACAGGCAUAGCGCUCGCGAGACGGCCCAUGACCCUGUCCAUCCAACCCUUGUCAUGACCUCUCUGUGA